Messenger RNA from Delphinapterus leucas (beluga whale), 3600 nucleotides. The record is from RefSeq and is a predicted model, not a curated record. NCBI's taxonomy places the organism in Eukaryota, Metazoa, Chordata, Mammalia, Artiodactyla, Monodontidae.
CGCAGGGGUACUGUGACAUCCUCCAGGGAAGGGCAGCUUUUCCCUUGGCCAUCGGAGGCCCCGGCCCAGAGGGGCAAGAGAGCCGGACCGGACAUGGAGCCCGGGGCCCAGCCCUCCAGGGCCCCGGGGGACGGGAAGGCCGAGCCGCAGCAACAGGCCCUCGCUCAGUCCAUCGAGGGCCACGGCCAGGUAGUGCUGCUGCGCGAGCUCUGGAAGCAGGACGAGUGCUGUGUGACGCUGCAGAACAUUCUGGAGCAGGGCCCGACCGAUCAGCCCUCUCGGCCCUCAUCCAUCCGAGCCACGAGCGGCCACAGCAGCUCCAGCAUCUGAGCGAGGCGGAGGCUCAAGCGCUCCGGAGACAGUUCGCGGAGGUGCGCCGAUUGCCCGGCCGCCAAGUCCAAGCGCUGCACGCAGAAGCAGCCCUGCGACCGGCGCAAGGCUGGGGACUCGCAAGAGCGCAAGCGUGAGGCGGCUCGGGCUGCGGCUCCGGCUCCGGGCUGGCGGAAGACGCGGCGUCGGGCUGCCGAGACCCUAGGCAGCCGCCGGCGGCGCCCUCGCCCCGCGCGCGGCUGCUCCUGGUGUCGCGCCGCGCGUCCGCGCUGCGCUCUCAGCUGCCGCGGCUGCAGCUGCUCCUGCAGCAGGUGCGCGACCAGGGCCGCCGCCCGCCCGCCGCGCUCGUCGGGAUCGUCGUGCAGCCCCGGCGCGACGAGGCAGCCGAGGCGCGCCGCCGCAUGGAGACCCUGCUCUGCAGCGCCUUCGCCCCGCACAGCGCCUCCGUGGAGGUGCACACGGCCGUGUUCUGCCCCAGCCGCCCCGAGGGCACCCUGGACCUCCAGCUGGCCGCCAGCCGAGCGCACAAGGGCGCGUCGCCGGGCUGCGUCCCCCUAGUGGAUCGGGCGACCCAGACGGAUGGGUCUGUGACGCGAGCGGGCCCGUGUGCCUUCUGUUCCUGUUCUGCUUGUCCUGGCAGCUCUGCUUGCUGGCAUCGUCUGGGCCUGUGCCAUAGCCGCAUCUUCGAUGUCCUUCUGCCUCGGGCCUGGCCGACCAUGCCGGGGAGAGGAUUCCCAAACCUCCUCACCUUCUACAGAAGACCUGCAAGUAAACAUUCCACUCAUCGUAAUUUGCGUGCUCCGAGCCCUUGGGACUGUUGCUGUGGCUCUGGGAGCCCUGGGAGCUGCCUACUACAUCACUGAAUCCUUGUGAACAAGUCUCCAGGCCUGCGGCCCAGCAGGUAUGUGGACCCCCUUCGUGCCCACGGCCCUUUGCAGAGUGAUCCUGAAGCCCACUAACUCACCAUUCCUGCAGCCCAGGGCUGAUGGAAUGUCUGUCUCUUCUCUGAAUGGAGGAGGUCUCUAGAGGUGGGCGAAACCCCCAGCCUCUCAGGGGAAUCUUGAGAACUGAGUGACUUGUUUCUGGCCUCAGGGUCCACUGGCACAUCUCUCUCAGGCAGCCCUGGACACUCGUGGACAAUGCUAGACCCAUUGUGGGAUCUUCAAAACAGAGUUUCCCACCUCUCCUCUGGCCUGGGGUUGGUUCCCCUAGUCGUGGACACCAGAUAGGAGGAGAUGGGAGACGCGGGGGCAGAGGGUCCUAUGCAUCUCAGAGCCUUUCCUCCCAACUUUCUCCCUGCCUGUCACACCAUUUCCAGCCCUACCUACCCUUUGUGAACUUCAUGUUCCGUGGAGCCUUUCUGCCGUCUUCGUUAUUACUGUUUUCUCCAGCCUAUUCCAGCCCACACUGCAGACGAUUUUUAUGUACAUAUGCGGCCUGUCUCCACGCUGUAUUGCAAGAUCCUUGAGGGCAGGGAGCAUGCCUUCCACAACAUCUUCAACCCUCCCCUGUCUCAGGCUGGGCUCCCUAGAAGCAGAGCCUGAGACAGGGAUUCGGGUGCACAGGAUUUAGUGGAGGAAAAAAAGUGAGGGAGGCAAGAGAGGGAGGGGAAGGAGUGGAGCAAGGACAAGGUCUCAGCGGAAGUCCACUUAGCCCAGUCCUGGGGAGCUCUGGAGGGUGAAUUACAACCAGAGUUGGUCUCACCGUGAGCCCAGAGGGUUGGCCUUUCAUGCCCGUCUGUGAGUCAGUCAUUGGCUACAGGGUGAGGUGGGGAGUGCAUGUCUUUGUGAAAAAGCGGCUCCCAUUUGGGUGAGGACAAGUCCCUGAGGAAGGAGACAGCUCUGAGCCUUUAGCAGCCAACAUUCAUAAUUCACAGGAGCUGGGCGAUGGAUGUGCCAGCCCAGAAAGGGGAUCUGGGCGGGUACCAAGAGCACCCCCAAUUGUCCCCAUUGUCAAGUCCACAUGCGGUGAAUGCCUAACAAGUGGUGAUGGGGGUGGGGCAGGGGGUAAUGGGAGCAUUUCAAUCCACCCCAGGCCUCCAGCAGCCACAGCAGUGUGUGUGGUGGGAAUAGAGGCUCAAGGUAACUCAGAAGCCCAGCCCGGAAAAUAAACUCCAGUGAGAGCUCACCAUCUCCUCAAGGGCUCUGCUGCCUGAUCCUGGGACAUUCAUGAAAGAGCAGAGAAGCACCUUAAGCUUCACAAAAUUCCACAGCAGUUGAAAUCCUCAGUUUCCUCAUCUGUACAUAGGGAAGAUCUUGAGAUCGUUGGGAAUAUGAGACGAGUAUGAGACCAGGUGCUUGGAGGGCAGAGAGCUGGCCAGCUGGGGGAGUCUUGUUACUGUUAUCAUCAUGGAGGUGGCAGUUGUUGGAUAGACGCUGGUUUUGGAGUUGGAGCCGUAGGUGCUAGCCUUGACUCUGCUGCCUGGUGGCUGGGUGUUCGGGGCCACGUUACUUGACUUCUGUGAGGGUCAGUAGCAUCUCUAAAGUGGGGAGAAUAACAGCUACCUCCAAGGUCAAUGGUUGUGAGGAUCAAGCUAGGGGAUGCGCAGCCCUGCAGGGCCUGGUCACGGGUUGGGUAGAUGGUGGCGACUGGCAGUGUGAAGAUGGCGCCCAAUCUCAAGCGUUUUGGCUUAGAGUCUCCUUCCAGCAGAGCCCACUGGUGUGAGCUUGGGUUCCAGAGGCAGGAAGCCUUGGGAUCAGAUCCCCCUUCAACACCCAGUAUCUCUGGGGCCUGGGCAACUCCCUUAACUCCUGAUGCCUUGUUUUCUUGUUAAAUGGAGAUAAUAAUGCUGCAGCUCUCACUUGGGGUGGGGGGGAACUGGAUAAAAAAAAUGCACGUGAAACACUUAGCAUAGGGCCUGGCACAGAACAGGCACUCAACAUAGCAGCGACAUCACCAUCAUUAUGUUUUAACUCAGUAUUCCCCAAACUUUAUUGACCUUUGAAAUCUGGAAUAUUACUCUUUUUAAUAUAUUUUUUGAAGUAUUAUUAACCUACAAUACUGUGUGAGUUACAUUGCACAACAUAGUGAUUCGAUAUUUCUAUACAUUACAAAAUGAUCCCCACAAACACUAGUUUUAUUAAAACUAGUAAACUAGAAGUCAAAAUAUAGUCAAGCUAUGUUUUGGGAUCGAUCACUUAUUUUCUUUAAAUUAGCUUCCUUUUUAACUUAAAUGCAUUUCUUUUCAAACUGGCCAUAAAUGGAAAAUCCUAUCCUUUGCCAUAAAGAAGACUCACAAUAGGGCUUCCCUGGUGGCGCAGUGGUUGGGAG